Messenger RNA from Rhineura floridana, 6259 nucleotides. Its product is annotated as zinc finger protein 135-like. The record is from RefSeq and is a predicted model, not a curated record. Gene Ontology annotation, biological process: negative regulation of transcription by RNA polymerase II. Gene Ontology annotation, molecular function: DNA-binding transcription repressor activity, RNA polymerase II-specific. Lineage: Eukaryota; Metazoa; Chordata; Lepidosauria; Squamata; Rhineuridae. The coding region runs from base 1000 to 3693 and encodes 897 amino acids. The transcript has 10 exons.
GAGUUCCAUUGACCUUUUCCUCCACCGGAGGAUCCGCUCGCUCUCACAUUCGUCACUCAACUUGAGAGCAGAUCUAGAAUGCGGGAGUGCGAAGGAGCCAGCCUGUGAGGCGGCAGGGCGGGCGCUGAGGGAAGAGGGCAGUCCCCGUGCUCGCUCCUGAUCUCUCUCUCUCCUCCUUGGCUGCGCCUGCCACUUCCCAGCGGCGGUGCCUAUGGUGGGGGGGGCGGCUCAUGGUGUCACCCCAUCUCGCGGUGUCACCCAGUGCAACCCGCACCUGUCACACCGCCAUAGUGACGCCCCUGAAGCCAUAGGGAGACAAGGGGAAGUCUCCAGCAGUAUUGUUUACAGUGAGUGGCUGGUGGUGCUGCCUAGCAGUGGGAUCUUGUGAGACCUGUGCUAGAGCGGAGUGAGAAAAAAUGAAAAUGACGAUCCUGACUGGUGGUGUCCUGAGGUGGUGCCUAGUCAAAGGCGGUAGCCACAAGCAGGUGGGAACCUGACAGGGGGAGCAAAAGGUGGGAACGUCACAAGGACCACUAUCCUGGAGCGUUUUGAACUUUCAAGCAAACAAGGAACUGGGAACCAAAUCCAGAGGCCUGACGUAGCAGGAACCUCCGCGCCUGCGCCCUGGAUUUGCACCAGGGGCAGAGCCUGCAAGAAGUUUGCCCAGAGCGCGCCUGGCAUUCAGUCCUCCAGCGGGGAAAGGAACUGAGCUCUGCUUCCUAGAGAGGCAGGAUGUGGUCAUGCAAAUAGGAGGGAGGGAGACAAUAGCGAAGCAAGGAAGCAAACAGGCUUGAUUAAUUUCCUAACAGGAGGAGGAGGAGGAGGAGGAGGAGGAAGGCUGGAUCGUGGCCAAUCGCAAGAGAAAGGAAGACGUGCAGCAGUGGGGGGUCUGGUGAACUUUGAGGAGGAGGAGGAGGAGGAGGAGGCAGCAGCUGUGCAUUUCACGGAGGAGGAGUGGAUCUCCUGGAUCCGGGCCAAAGCGCUCUGCACAGGGAAGCCAUGGAGGAGAAUUAUGAGAUUGGAGCCUCUUUCAAAUCGGAGCUCAAUUCCUGUUUGGAAGACGGAGAGGAUCUUCUUAUUCAGGUUCCCAAAGAGGAGGAGACCUCAGCAGAACGAGACCUCGCUUCCUGUAAGGAAGAAGGAGAAAGUCUGUUUAUCCAGGUCCCCAAAGAAGAGGAGGAGGAGACCUCAGCAGAGCUAGGCCUCAUUUCCUUUUCGGAAGGAGGAGAAGAAGAUCCACUUGUCCAGGGUCUCAAAGAAGAGGAGGCGGAGACAUCAGCAGAACCAGACCUCAUUUCCUGUUGGGAAGGAGGAGAAGAUCCGGUGAUGCAGGAACCCAAAGAAGAGGAGGAGACCUCAGCAGGAUACAUCUGGGGAGUCAAGGCUGAGGGAGAACCAUCUGAAGUAUCACUGGAAAAAGCUGAUCAGAAACUGAGGAGUCAAGAUGGAGCAAAGAGACAAGAGGAGCGACAGACUCACACAGGGGACAAACCUCAUACAUGCUUGGAGUGUGGAAAGAGCUUCAGGUGGAGUAGCCACCUUACUUCGCAUCAAAGAACUCACACAGGAGACAAACCUUAUCAAUGCUUUGAGUGUGGAAAGAGCUUCAAGUGGAGUAGCCACCUUACUUCGCAUCAAAGAAGUCACACAGGAGACAAACCUUAUAAAUGCUUCGAGUGUGGAAAGAGCUUCAGUCACUAUAGCACCCUUAGUAAACAUGAAAGAAUUCACACAGGGGACAAACCUUAUAAAUGCUUGGAGUGUGGAAAGAGCUUCAGUCGGAGUAGCCACCUUACUAGGCAUCAGAGAUGUCACACAGGAGACAAACCUUAUGAAUGCUUGGAGUGUGGCAAGAGCUUCAGUGACAGUAGUGCCUUUAGUAAACAUAAAAGAACUCACACAGGGGACAAACCUUAUAAAUGCUUCGAGUGUGGAAAGAGCUUCAGUCAGAGUAGCCACCUUAUUUUGCAUCAAAGAACUCACACAGGGGACAAACCUUAUGAAUGCUUGGAGUGUGGAAAGAGCUUCAGUGACAGUAGUGCCUUUAGUAAACAUAAAAGAACUCACACAGGGGACAAACCUUAUCAAUGCUUGGAGUGUGGAAAGAGCUUCAGUGACAGUAGUGCCUUUAGUAAACAUAAAAGAACUCACACAGGAGACAAACCUUAUCAAUGCUUCGAGUGUGGAAAGAGCUUCAGUGACAGUAGCCACCUUACUUCGCAUCAAAGAAUUCACACAGGGGACAAACCUUAUCAAUGCUUGGAGUGUGGAAAGAGCUUCAGUCAGAGUUGUAGCCUUACUGUGCAUCAAAGAACUCACACAGGAGACAAACCUUAUAAAUGCUUGGAGUGUGGAAAGAGCUUCAGUCGGAGUAGCCACCUUAUUUUGCAUCAAAGAACUCACACAGGAGACAAACCUUAUCAAUGCUUUGAGUGUGGAAAGAGCUUCAGUGACAGUAGCAACCUUACUUCGCAUCAAAGAAUUCACACAGGGGACAAACCUUAUCAAUGCUUGGAGUGUGGAAAGAGCUUCAUUCAGAGUGGCCACCUUACUUGGCAUCAAAGAACUCACACAGGAGACAAACCUUAUAAAUGCUUAGAUUGUGGAAAGAGCUUCAGGUGGAGUAGCCACCUUACUUCGCAUCAAAGAACUCACACAGGAGACAAACCUUAUAAAUGCUUGGAGUGUGGAAAGAGCUUCAGUCAGAGUAGCACCCUUACUUCGCAUCAAAGAACUCACACAGGGGACAGACCUUAUCAAUGCUUAGAGUGUGGAAAGAGCUUCAGUUGGAGUAGCACCCUUACUAACCAUCAAAGAUGUCACACAGGGGUCAAACCUUUUACAUGCUUUGAAUGUGGAAAGAGUUUUAGUCAGAGUAGUGCUCUUAUGGUGCAUCAAAGAACUCACACAGGGGACAAACCUUAUAAAUGCUUUGACUGUGGAAAGAGCUUCAGUCAGAGUAGCCACCUUACUUCGCAUCAAAUAACUCACAUAGGGGACAAACCUUAUAAAUGCUUUGACUGUGGAAAGAGCUUCAGUCAGAGUAGCAACCUUAGUAUACAUGAAAGAACUCAUACAGGGGACAAACCUUAUAAAUGCUUGGAGUGUGGAAAGAGCUUCAGUCGGAGUGGCCACCUUACUUCGCAUCAAAUAACUCACACAGGGGACAAACCUUAUCAAUGCUUGGAGUGUGGAAAGAGCUUUAGUCGGAGUGACACUCUUAGUAUACAUGAAAGAACACAUACAGGUGACAAACCUUAUCAAUGCUUGGAGUGUGGAAAGAGGUUUAGUCGGAGUGACACCCUUAGUACACAUGGAGGAACUCAUACAGGUGACAAACCUCAUAAAUGCUUUGAGUGUGGAAAGAGCUUUACUUGGAGUAGUCACCUUACUUCACAUCAAAGAACUCAUACAGGGGACAAACCUUAUACAUGCUUGGAGUGUGGAAAGAGCUUCAAGUGGAGUAGCGCCUUUACACAACAUCAAAGAACCCAUACAGGGGACAAACCUUAUAAAUGUUUUGAGUGUGGAAAGACCUUCAGUCAGAGUAGCAACCUUGCUUCGCAUCACCAAAGUCAUACAGGGGACAAACCUUAUAAAUGCUUUGAGUGUGGAAAGAACUUUAGUCAGAGUAGCAACCUUUCUUCGCAUCAAAGAAGUCACACAGGGGACAAACCUUAUAAAUGUUUGUAGUGUGGAAAGAGCUUCAGUCAGAGUGGCCACGUUACUUUGCAUCACAGAACGCAUACGGGGAACAAACCUUAUACAUGCUUGUAGUGUUGCAAGACCUUUAGUCAGAAUGGCUACCUUCAGGCACAUGAAGGUAUCCGUACAAGGGAAGAGAUGUAUAAAUGCUUUGAACGUGGAAUAAGCUUUAAGCAGAGUUCAACUCUUUAUGUGCAUGAGAGUAUCCAUAUGGGGAAGCCAGGCUACCAACAGGAUUUUUAUGGGGAGUCUCAGACCCCCGACAAUCUUCUUCUCUUAGCUUAAACACAGACUGUUGCACUUCCCUUCACCUGCUGUCUUGGUGGCCUGUCAGUUUUUCCUUUGCAGAGACAGAGGCUGCUUUCACACAGGGGGCUAAUCGUGCUGUUUUAACGGAUUAAAAAGGUAGUGCUUCUGUCCCGAAUUCUAAAAUCCCUUUUACACUGCAGUACCUCUUGCGAUGAGGAACAGUACUUUUUCAGCUGAUACAGCAGCAUUUGUGGAAUGAACAGAGCCUCGUUCCCAUUCCUCUCCUCAGAUAGCACCACAUGCACAGUGUAUUUCCUUCAUUUUUUAAAAUUGCCUCAGUGUAUUCCGAUAUACUGGUAGUGCAUUGUGGUUGUGCUUAGAAAUUGAGUGUAUGGUUCUCAUUCAAAUGAUUCAACUUUAUCUUCAGGCUAUGAUUAUUGUGUUUAAAAGAACAGGCCAAAAGAUAUUACUCUACCGGAGGAGGCAGUGGCAGGGGAGAAAGGGAGACAUCAGAUUCUCAUUUAUGUGAGGAAACAUUUCUUGAGGAGACAUGCCACCAUGAGGCAAAUACAAAAGUGCCCAAGGAAUACUGUCCCCUCAGUGCUUGUUGCCCUGAAAUCACUUCAGCUUGACUGUGUGGAAAGAUGUUGGGGGGUGUACCCAGCAGACUCUGGAUGGUGGGAAAACUUUGUGAUGGCUGUGUGGGAGGAUGAACAUUGGAUUAGGAAUUUCCAUAUGAGUAGAGCCACCCUGUUCAAAACUGCUGAUUUUCUCAAGCGUCGCCUGCAGCGCCAUAAUACGUCAAUGAGGACAGCCUUCCCUCUAGAAAAAAGGGUGGCAAUAGGAAUUUGGUGGCAGCUAAUUUGGUGGCUAGGAAAAAUCCCAGAGCCCUUUUGGACUGUUUUCUCUCAGAGUUCUCAUAAUCUAUUAGUGGAUACAUUAUUAAAAGCUGAGCAAGAACUAUAUGGUAAAAAACUAUAGGCAAUAUUAUGGUUUAAGCCAAAAACAAUGAUCAGCAAGUAACAUUUCCUCACAUCUACAAACACAAUAUUUAAAGUAUGGCUCAACGGUGUACAAAAGUUACCUCCUGGUUUCUCCCCUUUGAUCUCAAUUUUGAGAAAUAAAUUUGUAAAUAAUCAAGUACAAGAAAGAAUCGCUCAUCACCUAUGGGGGAAAAAUGCUUUACUGAAGCAACUGGUUUAAACAAGGAUCUAUCACUUCCUAUGAAAACAUGGUUGCAAUUUUGAAUAACGAGAGACCUCAAUUUUUUCAGUUUUUACAAGUAAAACACAUAGCAGAGCAGAUCAAGACAAAAUACAGAGUUCCACGUUCAUCUACCAUUUUUGAAAUUUUCUUACUUUAGCCAGAGAAAAGGACAGCUAUUGCUAAAAUAUAUCAGAUUCUCUCCUUAGUGAAAAUACAACAAUUACACCCAACGACACGUACAAAAGGAAAUGGAGUGCAGAUCUAAAGAAAUGUCAUUUAUCCGUGUUAGGAGAGGAGCGGACUUGGUUAUUUAAGAACAUCCCAAUCACAUUAUCAAGUCCCAAUCUGAAAGAAAACAUCUUUAGAACAAUUGAUGAAUGGUACUUAAUACCACACAGGUUAAGCAAAACACUUUAUCAAAAUUUGUCCUGUUGGAGAUGUAGAAGAAUUAACGCAGACUUCGUAGUAUGUGUUUUCUGGAGUUGUGCCAAAGUAAAACCCUUUUAGAAAAGAACUUUAGAUUUAAUACAGGAAAUGACAGGCCAACAAUAUCAAGAAAUCCCUGAGCGAUUCUCCUGUGGAUGUUCUGUGGAGGAGUCACAAAUGUGGACUCCCCAUUUCAGAAAUGGAAAAACGGCAAACCCCCAAGUUGAGAAGAAGGAACUUUUUUUUACUUUUUUCCUUAACUUUCUCCCAUCCCCCUCAACGUUUCUAUAAUGUGAUGCUUUUGUAACCCAAGUUGUGUCACAGCAAUCAACCUUCUUCUAGAAUGUUUUGUACUUUUGUUCCCUUUACAUUUCAGCUUUGCUUUGUUGGUGAGCACUCAUUGUAGGCAAAUGUAAAAGCCGGAAUUUAAUACUUUAGAAAAAAAAGAGGCAAGAAAGCAAGCGCUGCUCUGCCUCCUCCCACCCCCAGUCCUGGAUCGCAGUGGCGUCAGUAGGAGUGGUGUCACCUGGUGCGGUAACUCAUGGUGUCACCCCCAUGGACCUCCUCCCAUACCAGACCAGACAGAAUCCUUAGUAAUGUUUUUGUACUAAUGUUACUCGUAAAUCGUAAUUCCUGUAUAUCACUGAAUGUAAUGGCAAUAGUAGUGACAUAA